Messenger RNA from Solanum pennellii, 1932 nucleotides. RefSeq lists its product as uncharacterized. Gene Ontology annotation, biological process: DNA integration. Lineage: Eukaryota; Viridiplantae; Streptophyta; Magnoliopsida; Solanales; Solanaceae. The record is from RefSeq and is a predicted model, not a curated record. Gene Ontology annotation, molecular function: nucleic acid binding; RNA-DNA hybrid ribonuclease activity. The coding region runs from base 1 to 1932 and encodes 643 amino acids. The transcript is spliced from 6 exons.
AUGCAGUCAUUUGUGGAUUGUUACGCAGGUUACCACCAGAUUUUGAUGGAUGAGGAAGAUGCAGAAAAGACAGCUUUUACUACACCUUGUGGUGUAUAUCAUUACAGAGUGAUGCCAUUUGGCCUUAAGAAUGUUGGUGCUACCUAUAUGAGGGCUAUGACGACCAUAUUUCAUGACAUGAUUCAUAAGGAGAUUGAAGUGUAUGUGGAUGACGUCAUAAUCAAGUCCUGCGAGAGUUCGGACCACUUGACACAUCUAAGGAAAUUCUUUGAUCGUUUGCGUCGUUACAACUUGAAGUUAAAUCCCGUCAAAUGCGCUUUUGGAGUUCCAGUCGAAAAGUUGUUGGGAUUUAUAAUCAGCAGAAGGGAUAGUGCAUUCGGAUGCGUACUUGGUCAACAUGACGAGACAGGAAAGAAAGAAAGGGCUAUCUAUUAUAUAAGCAAGAAGUUUACUCCAUAUGAGUCUCGUUACACUUUGUUGGAGAGAAUGUGUUGCGCUUUGACGUGGCUUGCCCAGAAGCUGAGACAUUAUUUGUCUUCCUAUACUAUAUACCUCAUUUCUAGAGUGGAUCCGCUGAAGUAUAUCUUCCAGAAGGUGAUGCCGACCGGAAAAUUAGCUAAGUGGCAAAUGUUGUUGAGUGGAUUUGACAUUGUGUAUGUGACUCAGAAGGCGAUAAAAGCACAAUCUUUGGUUGAUCAUCUCGCAGAAAAUCCCGUUGAUGAAGAAGAUUCAGAUCUUUUGAUUCAUCAUGUUCAAGGAGAAUGGGUUGUGAAGAACCCAAAAAUUAUACCUUACGUACAGUAUGUGCAGAAGUUGUGCAAAAGAUUUCGUAAGAUCGAGUUCAGACAUACUCCCAGAAUACAGAAUGAAUUUGCCGAUGCUCUUGCCACCAUCGCUUCGAUGAUGAAACAUCCGGAUACUUAUUAUAUUGAUCCUCUGGAUAUAGAUGUGAAAGAACAUCUAGUCCAUUGUUCACAUGUUGAAGUAGAACCAGACGGUUUGCCUUGGUAUUUUGAUAUAAAGAAGUAUUUGGAGUCUGGAACUUAUCCUGAAGAUGCUACGUCCAACCAAAAGAAGUUGAUACGCCGUAUGGCUCUCAAUUUCUUUCUAAUUGGAGAAGUCCUUUAUAGGAGAACUCUAGAUUUGGGUUUUCUAAGAUGUGUUGAUGCUAUUGAAGCUGCGAAGCUUAUUGAACAGAUACAUGCUGGAGUUUGUGGUAUGAAUAUGAAUGAGCUCACUUUGGUGCACGCUGAUUUGAUCCGAGUGCCACCUCACGAACUUUAUGCUAUGAGUUCACCUUGGCCAUUUGUAGCUUGGGGUAUGGAUGUCAUCGGUUCGAUAGAGCCAGCCACUUCUAAUGGACACGGAUUUAUUUUGGUUGCCAUUGGUUAUUUCACCAAUCACUUGAUGAGAUAUAUAUGUGAGCAAUUCAAGAUUACCCACCGAAACUCAACUGCUUAUCACCCCCAAAUGAACAGAGCUGUAGAGGCCGCCAAUAGGAAUAUCAAGAACGUUUUGAGGAAAAUGAUUGACAAGCAUCGAAGUUGGCAUGAGAUGUCACCAUAUGCUUUAUUGGGGUACCGCACGACUGUCAGAACGUCGAUUGGAGCAGCUCCAUACUUGCUAAUGUAUGGAACAGAAGCAGUCAUACCUGCUGAAGUUGAAAUACCGUCAUUGAGAAUCAUCCAAGAAGCUGAGUUGAGUAAUGUUGAACGGGUGAGCAAGAGAAUUGAUCAGUUGACAUUGAUCAAUGAGAAGAGGAUGAUUGCCAUUUGUCAUGAUGAGUACAAAGGAAAAUUCGCACCAAACUGGCAAGGACCUUACAUGGUUCGUAAAGUAUUAUCCGGAGGUGCUUUGGUCCUGUCGGAGAUGGAUGGAACCACAUGGCCGAAACCAAUCAACUCAGACGCUGUCAAGAGAUACUACGUGUGA